Molecule: messenger RNA, 1641 nt
Organism: Brassica oleracea var. oleracea
Lineage: Eukaryota; Viridiplantae; Streptophyta; Magnoliopsida; Brassicales; Brassicaceae
Exons: 6
Coding region: 1-1641 (546 amino acids)
Molecular function (GO): zinc ion binding
Source: RefSeq, a predicted model, not a curated record
AUGGGGAGCGUCGAAGCUGAUGGUCUCGAUGCAGCUUUAGAAGUUGUACCUUAUGAAGGAGACAAUCUUUUUGUUGGCCAAGUGUUCAAGUCCAAUAGCGACUGCAAAAUCAAAAUCGCUAUUCAUGCCAUAAAUCGGAAGUUUCACUUUAAGACAAAGCGCUCAACCCCAAAUUUUAUGGUCCUGAUAUGUGUUGCUAUCGACUGUCCAUGGCGCGUCUACGCAGCAAAAGUCGAUGGCAGCAGAAACUUCCAGAUAAGGCAAGCAACCCUUAUGCACAGUUGCUCCGUUGAUGCACGGCGGAACUACCACAAGUUGGCAACGACACAAGUUAUUGGCGAGCUAAUACAAUCUCGUUUCAUUGGAAUCAAAAGAGGUCCAACACCUGCAACAAUAAGAAAAAUUAUGCUCGACGACUUCAAUGUUACUGUCUCCUACUGGAAAUCUUGGCGCUCCCGUGAAAUUGCUAUGGAAAGUGUCUUAGGAUCGAUGGCGGGAAGCUACGCACUCAUGCCAGCAUACAUGGGGCUGCUACAAACCACUAACCCCGGUUCCAUUUGUGUACUGGAGAAGACUGAGACUGGGGAAGGAUGUAUGAUGUUUCAGUAUGCAUUCAUAGCCUUUGGCGCAUCCAUUAAAGGCUAUAGGUACAUGAGAAAAUUAAUUAUCAUCGAUGGAACAAGUUUGAAAGGGAAGUGUGGGGGAUGGUUAAUGUCUGCUUCUUGCCAAGAUGGGAAUUUUCAAAAUUUCCCACUUGCUUUCGCGGUGGUUGAUAGCGAGAAUGAUGCAUCGUGGGAGUGGUUCUUAACUCAGUUGAAGUCAUUUGUUGUGGAGUCAGACCAGUUGGUGUUCGUCUCUGACCGCCAUAGAAGCAUCUAUAACGUAAUUGGGAAGGUGUACCCGUCAGCAGAACAUACCGCUUGCACCGUACAUUUGUGGAGGAACAUUAAGGGGAGGUUCAAAUCACAAAGACUAGCAUCCCUCAUGGGAGCUGCAGCGAGAGCAUAUACUGUGGAAGGAUUCAAUAAGAUGUUCAUUGCUAUUCAACGCGUCAGCCCUGGAUGUUUUGAUCACUGGAGCCGUGCGCAUUUUCAAGGGGACCGUUACAAUAUAAUGGAUUCUAAUAUUGCGGAGUCAUGGAAUGCAGUAUUGAAAGAAGUGAGAGAGUUCCCCCUCAUCUCCAUGUGUGAGUACAUACGUACAACACUUGUGAGUUGUGAAACUGAGUUUCAAGUGAUGUCCCAAAACAGAGAGUGUUUCCUGGUCAACCUCUUAGCGGGAACACGUUCAUGCAAUGCGUUCGAUCAUCUACGUAUUCCAUGUCGUCAUGCCGUGGCUGCUGCUGGGCGAGCCAAUAUCCCAACUGAAUCUUUGGUGGCAGCUGCGUAUUAUGCGGAGACAUGUCAUAGUACUUACGAAGCGAAGAUUUACCCCAUUCCAUCUGUAGGAGGAAACGAACUUGGAGGAGAAUUUGAGGGGGAUCUACUACCGCCGGCGUUUAAGAGACCACCAGGCAGGCCCCGCAAGGUCCGCAUCUUGUCGAGAGGCGAAGAUAAGCAUGGUGGAAUGAAGGGAUGUAGGAAAUGCACUAAGUGCAGGGGUGAAGGACACAACAAGACCACCUGCCGUAGUGCCACAUAA